AAAAAAACAUCAGAAAUGUCCGUUUCAUCAUCGGAAAUGGCAGUUUUUCAUUGUGCGUCAUCAUUUCGUGUGUAAAAGAUUUCAUUAAAAUGACAUAAAUUACAACAUUCUUUCAAUAUUUUUUAAGCUACUGGGUCUAUAGAAGUUGCCACUAAGAAAAGCCGACAGCGCUAACGGAUAUCCGAUUGUUUCGAUUUAUGUGAAACAUUCUUCUUGUAUUUUUGCACAUGUCUGUUUUCGAUGACCAUGAAAUUAAAGUCUCAGUUGAUUAAUUUUUCCUCUUAGCUAACAAAAUCGGUGUCAAUGUUGAAGCAUAAUUAUGCAUUAGUAAAGCCUUUACUUGAAGAAUUAAUGUCUAUGGGAUUAUUGAUCAAAUUUAACAAUGGCGUUCAAUCUGGUAAAAACAAAAGUGCUCUGCUGGUCAAAGAACAUUAUGAAGCUCCAACACCUGUCACAAGAUCGGCAGCAGCUAAAAGUUUAACAACAAUCAAAAAGAGACAAAAGAAAAACUUGAAAAUGUCACCGAACAAUGGAACAAACACAAUUCUUCGAUAUUUUCGUAGGAUUACUAAAGAAAUCAAUGCUCAAUCGGAAACAAAUGGUGAAGAACCAUCGAGACAAAAUGACGAUUGUGAAAUUAUCUCGUGUUUAUCAGUUCAUGGGAAAUUGAAUACUAAUGAUUUAAUUCCACCAAUAAAUUCGUCAUCAUCAUCAAUAAUGAAAACAGCAACUUCAUCUUCUACAGAAUUGACGUCAAAAUACUUCCGUAAUGCUCUUGUACCUCGACCUUUGCCACGUAUCACUCGUUUAUCAAAUGGAAAUUCUACAUCACUUCAAGAUGAUAAACAACAACAAAUAUCUGAUAAAAAUGAACAGUAA
Molecule: messenger RNA, 879 nt
Organism: Didymodactylos carnosus
Lineage: Eukaryota; Metazoa; Rotifera; Eurotatoria; Philodinida; Philodinidae
Source: the annotation of a GenBank genome assembly